Molecule: messenger RNA, 1303 nt
Organism: Volvox carteri f. nagariensis
Lineage: Eukaryota; Viridiplantae; Chlorophyta; Chlorophyceae; Chlamydomonadales; Volvocaceae
Exons: 2
Coding region: 86-670 (194 amino acids)
Biological process (GO): cell redox homeostasis
Cellular component (GO): photosystem II; chloroplast thylakoid
Source: RefSeq, a predicted model, not a curated record
AAUUGCAUCAUUGGUGUUUGCGCGUGCCACCUUCCAACCGGGCGUAGCUGCAGCAGAAGAGGCGGAGAUAUCACCACUACCAAAGAUGGCCACCCUCAGGAUGUCCGUUUCUUCGGCCGUGGCGAUGCGCGCCAGCGUGCGCAGUGCUAAGCCCGUGCUGCCAUCUCGCAAGUCUGCUAGGGCUGUUGUUGUCCGCGCACAGGCCAGCCAGGAGCUGGAUGCCGCUUUUAAGUUCGGCACUGUCGCUGCUCUGUCGACCGUGGCCUCGACCUGGAUGAUGGCCGGCAACGCAAACGCCGCGACUGAACUUGCAACUCUGGCUGCCAACGACAACCGCCUGGGCAUCAUUGCAACCCUGUUUGUUCCUGCUCUGGGCUGGGUGGCCUUCAACAUUCUGGGCGGUCUGCAGGCGCAGCUGGACCAGAUGAGCGCUAAGAGCGACCCCAAGCGCAAGCGAGCUGUGCCAGCUGCGAUUGGCCUGGGAGCCGCUGCCACGCUGCUGGCUGCACAGUCUGCAGAGGCUUCGACUGAGCUCGCAACUCUGGCUGCCAACGACAACCGCCUGGGCAUCAUUGCAACCCUGUUUGUCCCUGCCCUGGGCUGGGUGGCCUUCAACAUUCUGGGCGGUCUGCAGGCGCAGCUGGACCAGAUGGGCGCUAAGAACAAGUAAAGCGUUAAUGCUGCGCCAGUGGCUGUGUUGAAGCCUUGGCUUGCUUUCGCAGUUGUGGGGUUUGUUCAGCGUAGUGCCGUAUCCGGGUCGUUGAUUCUCACUUCGAACGGCGUCGUUUCGGAUGCGUAAAGACGCUCAUCGGUAGGUUUAGGACUUGUUGGUGUGUCUGGAGGGAAUGACGUUCUGGCAGCGGCCACAAGAAGGGUAGGCUUGCGCGCAGUGCCUGUGAUGCUAGUCUCUGCGUCCCAGCGUUUUCAGUGGUAUGCGAGGGUGUGUUCUCGCUGGUUCUGUUAUGUGCUGGAAAUGGGUGUCCUGACAGCGCUCCCUGCCCAGAUGACCGUGGUGAUGCACAUGUACCAAGGUUAAACACUUAACAAUUGUGGCGAUGCUGUCUUCCUUUAAAAGGGUAGGGCAAACCGGCUCGGGGAAUCGGAGACAUGAGGGAAAGGAAUCUGUAUUUUUUUUAUAGAGCAGAGCUGCGUGUAGCAGUUUUCUCAUAGUACCUGAGAAGAUAAUCGAUUGAGUUGUAAUUUCAUGGGGAUGCAUAGCAGCCCCAAAGCGCAUUGUGGCUUGACUAGUGCAGUCGCAAAAGCAAGCUUACAUGCUGUGCUAUGUAAUCUUAACUUCAAGAAC